Molecule: messenger RNA, 4515 nt
Organism: Oryctolagus cuniculus (rabbit)
Lineage: Eukaryota; Metazoa; Chordata; Mammalia; Lagomorpha; Leporidae
Source: RefSeq, a predicted model, not a curated record
AGCUAAUUAAAUGGAAGCAAAAGAAAAAUUGUUGGCUUUAGAAAUGGGAGUUCAAGGCUGGCGCCAUGGUUCAAUAGACUAAUCCUCUGCCUUGCGGCGCUGGCACACUGGGUUCUAGUCCCAGUCGGGGCGCCGGAUUCUGUCCCAGUUGCCCCUCUUCCAGGCCAGCUCUCUGCUAUGGCCAGGGAGUGCAGUGGAGGAUGGCCCAAGUGCUUGGGCCCUGCACCCGCAUGAGAGACCAGGAGAAGCACUGGCUCCUGGCUUCAGAUCAGCGCAAUGCGCCAGCCGCAGCACGCCGGCCGCAGCGGCCAUUGGAGGGUGAACCAACGACAAAGGAAGACCUUUGUCUCUCUCUCUCUCUCUCACUGUCCACUCUGCGUGUCAAAAAUUAAAAAAAAAAAAAAAUGGGAGUUCAAGGCCUAUUCUGGCACUGUACCUCCUUUUAUCAUGACCAGCAAAAAAGCCAAGUGUUUAGAAAAGAGAAGUUACUUUCCAUACACUUAGAAAUAACCUCACAGUCAUUUCCUAAAGUGAUGAAAUACAAAAACUUUUCAACUUAACAAGUGGUCAAGGAAGUGUUAGAGAACGGGAAACAGCUCCUUCCUUUGUAUCGCCAUAUAUGUUAAAUACUGUACGAAGAGCCGCAAAAAUUCAGUUGACUGUCGCAGAAUCCUGGAACUGGAAGGGCCCAUAGAAGCAAGUAUGAAUUUGCUCAUUAUGUAGGCAAGAAAACUGGGAUCCGAGCUUCCCAGAGUCAAAACACAACAACAACAACAAUAAACCCAGAAUCUUGCUGACUUGAAACCAAGUUCAUUGCUCUUCCCAGUUUUCGUUCCAUGUUGAGGGGAAACAGAAUAAACACUAGGACCUGUCCAAAAUUUUGACUUAGAAGCUUGAGGGUACAGAUUUCAACCUCGAGUUAAUACCAUCCAGGUUUUACUUAAGACACACUCAAGUGAACUCAUUUAAACAACCCCUCCAACCUAACUCCAGAGAGGAUUUCUCAGCAGUCUUGGGUCAACGGUGACUCAAUUUCCACUCUGGAGGGGGACAGAACGAGUACCAAACGCAAAAUCCAUCUUUUCAGGUCUAAGUAAAUCCUUCCUUCACUUUCUACCUAGCCUGCUCUUUCUUGAAAGAGCAACUUGACCCGUCACCGGCCGAGUCCAUUGUUGGCCCCAUAACACCAUUCAGACGCCAGAAUGCCAGGGCCGGCGCUGUUCCUUUGGGCGUUAGCCACGACCACCUGUGCGCCCAUGUGUCCCUCGGGCCACUGAAGGAUUUUAGACUAUAUGGCGGCAUAAUUCAGGGUUUAGUGGUGUUUGCCAGAUGUACCCUUCCACCUGGAAAGCCGUCUCUGAAAUGCUAACCAUCGGCACAUCUAGUGGCCCACUUCUUCGGCUACUCAUCCCCUGCACUGCGCUUUCCUAACCAUGCCUGGCUCCAGUCUCACCGGGACAGGCAACUCACACGGCGCCCGCACAGUUUCCUCGCGGGUCGGGAGACCCAGAACAUCCGGGAAGCUGCAGGGUGCGUGCUGGAGAGCGCGGGGCCCCGCUGGCGUGGGCAGGCGUCUCGCACCUUUCUCCAGGAAGAAGAUGCAAGCCUGCCCCAUACGAAUCCCAACUGUAAGCAAUGACACCGACUGGGACUUCUGCUUCCAUUUGUCACAGCAAACUGAGUUCCCAGCAUGCCAGCAAACAGAAGAGUUGUGUACCACUUGUGGGUCUGGAGAGAGUGAAGAAGACACAACAGCCCAGAUGGAGGACAUAGUCAUUGACUGUAUGUCUCUUCCCAAAGAGAAAUUAGCACAGGCCCAGAAGAAAAUAGUUCAGCUGAUUAAGGAAAAAAUGAAUAUCCAAGCAAACAAGGAGCUGAUUCGAUGUGUCAUCCUUUCUCGGAUUAUUUUUGGGGAAGAUCACUGGAAAUGUGCACAGGCUUUGGCCAGCCUGGCUUAUGGCUACUUGACACUGAGAGGCCUCCCAGCUCAGGCCAAGAAACAUGCUGAGUCUGCCAAGACCACACUCUUGACCUGGAAGGGGAACACGACCUCAGAAAAGGAGAAAAAGGAAAUCCUGGAUGCCCUGGUCAUGCUCUACUAUACUGUGGGGGUGGCUUGGCUCCUCCAGAACCACGGCAGAGAGGCCUAUUUCAACCUGCAGAAGGCAGAGAGAAACAUGAAGGAGCUGAAAGAAUUAUGUAAGGGAAGUGUUUGUGAAUUACAAGUCUCAGAGAAAGACCUAACAAUUGCUUUGGGCAGAGCCUCCUUGGCCAUCCACAGGCUGAACCUAGCUUUGGCAUACUUUGAGAAAGCAAUUGGCAACGUGAUUGCUGCCAAGGGUGAUGGCACAUCAGAUCUGAUCAGCCUGUAUGAGGAAAUAGCUCAGAUUGAACAGCUGAGGAGGAACCAUGACAAGGCCAUCCAGUACCUGAAGCAGGCCCAUUCUAUUUGUGUUUCUUCGUUCACUGAAGUCAGCCCCCAAACUGCAGAGGCUAAUGCUUUACUAGCCAGAGCUUAUGCCAUGUCCGGAGAGCCCCAGCACAAGGAUGCUAUUGAGACAUAUUUUAUAAAAAGUAUUAGUGCAUAUCAAGUAACAUUGGGCUCAGAAGAUUCUGAAACACUGGCCACCAUUGAAGAAUUUUGCAAAUGGCUUGUCCAAAAUGGGGAAAAACAGGAAGCUUACAGACUGCUGAAGUCGUUACUGAAGUCCCAGGUUACCAGCUAUGGUGACUGCAGUGAAAAAGUGGCUGAGACUUUUUAUAACAUGGCCAGGAUCUGCUUUGCCGAAGGGGAGCUCGGAAAGGCAAUUCAGCUACUUAGGAAGUGUCUGAUGAUUCAAAUCUUUGUGUAUGGAAGUGAACACAGUAAAAGCAGAGAGACAAAAAGCCUCCUUACCCUAUUGCAAAGGGCAAACACCAGUUCAUCCCAAUGGAGGAGAGAAGCCAUUCCAGGAGGAAGGAACUCCAUGUGCAAGGGCACCGAAGCAUGACUGAGGCAGCAGACCCCAGGAGUGGCAUGUGAAGAAACAAGGAACAGGAGAGGCUAAGUGAUUUGUUCAAGGUCAGCGGGUGAUUAUAAAGCAGGCUUCCUGAAUCGCAGACGAUCAGUUACCUUUUGCACCCUGCUGCGCUACCUUCGCCAAACUGCCUUCAAGACCCUCAGUCUGGAGAGGAGCGCUCGCUGAGGUUGGUUGGGAAAGAACUUCCAGGUAAGACCGUCACUCUUGAGUUAUGUUCCUUCCUUCAAGGUUACGUUAGCAACGCCUUGACUUUCCCGCUCUCAUGCUUUCUCAAUUGUCUUAGCUGAUGUAGUGGAACUCAAAGACCCUGCGUCGGUGGGGACACAUGUUUUCCUACCAGCUCCUCUGCUGCUCACUCAGUACUCACAGAACCACAUUUUCAUCCAAGAAAUUAUUUCAGUCAUUGGUCCAGCCUGCAAAGUCUACUAAUCAGUUGGUACCCAAGAGACGGUGGUGUGCAGUGUUCUGCUGUGGCUUGUUCACAGAUUGCUAAGCUUGCGACUGCAAUGCUUAUAGGCGUGGCACUUGCAGUCAAGGUCCCAGGUUGCAGGCGGGGCUGAAGGCAUCUACAUCCUAGAACCCUUCUCUGCAGUGCUUAUCAAAUGGGCACUUUCCCUCAUUGUUCAUUGUAGCCCUCCCUGGCGACGGGGCUGCUGUUCCUAGAAUACUCUGACUUGACUGCAGUAGCCUCAGAAUUGUUCCCAGUUCCCUAGACCUGGUUGACAAUGGAUUUUCAAUGGCUGUGGUAAAGAACCAGAAAGCAGCAGCCAUUCAGACUCCCAUUCUGAGCGACACCAACAUUUUAAACCUUUUACAAUAUUGUGAGACCUGAAUUUUAAAGAUCUCCAAAUUGACAAAUGUGUGUGAAUGAAACCACAGCAUGAAGUGUAGCGUCAUAAAAUUUCAUAGUGUACCUGUUUUUUGCAUUUGAAAAUUGUUAAAUACUUUGUUUUUUAUUGUCAGUGUAAAGUUGUUUUCUGAGAUUUUGAUGGUAAAGUGUUUUAUGAAAUGGUGGUGAUAAUGAGUGGUAGUUACAAAGAAUUAUUUUCACUGCCUGUGAGAGAGAUACAGAUCUUGUUUCACUCUUCAAAUGCCUGCAACAAGAACCUAGGAAUCGGGGCUGGUGCUGUGGCACAGUGGGUAAGGCCUGCAGUGCCAGCAUCGCAUAUUCUAUAUGGGUAUUGGUUCGAGUCCCGUCUGCUCUAUUUCCAAUCUGGCCCCCUGCUAAUGUACCUGGGAAAGCAGUGGAAGAUGACCCAGGUCCUUGGGCCCCUGUACCCAAGUUGGGGACCCAGAAGAAGCUCCUGGCUUCAGAUUGGCCCAGCUCUGGCCAUUGUGGCCAUUUGAGGAGUGCCCAGUAGAUGGAAAAGUCUCUCUCUACCUUUCAAAUAGAUAAAUAAAUAAAUCUAAAAGUGAACCAGUGGAUGCAAUCAUCUCUCUGCCUUUCAAAUAAAUAAACAUUAAAAAAAAAAAAAAAAAAAAAAGCAGCCAGGAA